Molecule: messenger RNA, 2431 nt
Organism: Carcharodon carcharias (great white shark)
Lineage: Eukaryota; Metazoa; Chordata; Chondrichthyes; Lamniformes; Lamnidae
Product: fizzy-related protein homolog
Exons: 15
Coding region: 275-1819 (514 amino acids)
Biological process (GO): positive regulation of ubiquitin protein ligase activity; anaphase-promoting complex-dependent catabolic process; positive regulation of anaphase-promoting complex-dependent catabolic process
Cellular component (GO): anaphase-promoting complex
Molecular function (GO): anaphase-promoting complex binding; protein binding; ubiquitin ligase activator activity
Source: RefSeq, a predicted model, not a curated record
CACAAAUGCCGAGAUUUGGCUGACGUGACAGCAUCUCAUUUGGAUUCUGGAGCCUCUGGCUAGCUGCACUUCUGCUUCCCAAUUCCCGAAUAACCUCUGCUCGUCAUUACCAGCAGGGACAUUGAAAACACCCGUUGAGACAAGAUGUAUAUUUAAGACGGAAUGCAAAUUAGGAAAGGCUGCAGGGUGACUGGGACUUCAUACCCUCUAGUGACUGACAGUAUUAUUUGCUCUGGUGCUACUGAUUCCUUACUCAAUUCAGAUUGUUACAAGUAUGGACCAAGAAUAUGAGCGGAGGCUUCUUCGACAAACACAUUUCCAAAAUGUCUCUGAAAAUAUGCUUUCCCUGAGCACAUUUAAGAGUCAACUACAUUGCUGUGGGUCUGGAGCCACAUGUCGGUCAGACCAGCCUGCCUUGAGCUCACGACCCGUAACCUCAAAUUCGCCAGCAACCGUUCCUCGCAAGACAGGUGACCGGUUUAUCCCAACCAGAGCAAGUUCCAACUGGAGCAUCAAUUUUCAUACUAUAAAUGAAAAUGGAAAGUCCCCCAACCAGAAUCGAAAAACGAAGGAAGCAAAUUCUGAUAAUGGGAAAGAUGGUGUAGCAUAUGCUGCCUUGCUGAAAAAUGAGCUACUGGGAGCAGGCAUUGAAAAAGUGAGUGAUCCUCAGACUGAAGAUCGGAGAUUCCAGAUGCCAAUGCAGGAGCGACGGAAUCUAUUCAGAUAUGCCUUGAGCACAAAGAGGUCAACUACUGAAAGUGGGAAUGAGAUUUCUCCAUAUUCAUUGUCCCCCGUCAGCAAUAAAAGUCAGAAGUUGUUACGGUCGCCACGGAAACCAACAAGAAAGAUUUCAAAGAUUCCGUUUAAAGUUCUGGAUGCUCCGGAAUUGCAGGAUGAUUUUUACCUCAAUCUAGUGGAUUGGUCAGCAGCAAAUGUUCUAAGCGUUGGUCUCGGUGCUUGUGUUUACUUGUGGAGUGCAUGUACCAGUCAGGUAACGAGGCUGUGUGACCUCUCCAUAGAUGGUGACUCUGUUACGUCUGUUUGUUGGAAUGAAAGGGGAAAUUUUGUAGCAGUGGGUACCCACAAGGGAUACGUGCAAAUCUGGGAUGCGGCAGCGGGGAAGAAGCUGAUCUCUCUCGAUGGACAUUCAGCAAGAGUUGGUGCUUUGGCCUGGAACGCUGAUCAGCUGUCGUCAGGAAGUCGGGACCGUCUCAUUCUACAGAGGGAUGUGCGAACACCCCCACUUCAGAUGGAGCGGAGAUUGCAGGGCCACAGGCAGGAAGUCUGUGGUUUAAAGUGGUCUCCUGAUCACCAGCACCUAGCUUCUGGGGGCAACGAUAACAAGCUAUUUGUAUGGAACAAUUCCAGUUUGAGCCCAGUCCAGCAAUACACAGAACAUUUAGCAGCGGUGAAGGCCAUUGCCUGGUCCCCUCAUCAGCACGGACUUCUGGCAUCCGGAGGAGGCACUGCCGAUCGCUGCAUUCGUUUCUGGAACACACUGACCUGCCAGCCCCUGCAGUGCGUCGACACAGGCUCCCAAGUCUGCAAUCUUGCCUGGUCUAAGCAUGCAAAUGAACUGGUUAGCACACACGGUUAUUCCCAGAAUCAGAUUUUAGUGUGGAAAUACCCAUCCUUAACACAGGUUGCCAAAUUGACGGGGCAUUCGUAUAGAGUGCUCUACCUGGCCAUAUCACCCGAUGGAGAGGCAAUUGUGACAGGAGCAGGAGAUGAAACGUUGCGAUUUUGGAAUGUUUUCAGUAAAACCCGUUCCACUAAGGAAUCCAAAUCUGUCCUUAAUCUUUUUACAAGGAUACGGUAAAACUGUCAGGAAGAACAAGCACUCCUUAUAAAACGGAUUCCCUCAACACAAACAGCAGUAAAGUUCAUCAGAGCUGACAUAACCUCUUCACUGUUUUUGUUCAAGUGGUCAACGCACUUUCAUUUGCUAAGUUUUGAGGCUGAUUGAUUGGACAGGAGACUGAUGGAUCAUUAUUAACUCGUCUCGACAUCAAGGUGGAUGAAAGAAAUGCGAAAGGAGUGUGGAGUUAAGGGAGAAAGAGUUCACUUUAUAUGUAUCUAUUGUACAAUGUGUACAGAAACUAUUUAUUGGACCGAGGAUGACCUUUUGAUGCUGUCUUAAUGCUUGCAUGGAAACGGGAGUGUGGGAAUGGAUCCAGAAUCCCUUCUCAUCUUUUAUAUGGAAAAAACAUGAAAAAUAUUUACAUAUAGUGUGUCUUGGAGAUCUGAAAAGGAAGGUACAUUUUUUUUUUAAAUUAAUCACCCCCAUUCUAUGGAAUCAUUUAACAGUAUCUGCUUCCAGGGCUGAAGAAUUUAAUUUUCUGUAAUUUACAUUUCAUUUAUGAAACUUGUUCAUUUGGAGUAAAGUCAUUACAAAUGGGAUCCAUAAUUAAAAUUAAUAUUUAACAUGAAA